This is a messenger RNA of Gambusia affinis (western mosquitofish), 4421 nucleotides long. RefSeq names its product FtsJ RNA 2'-O-methyltransferase 1 (gene ftsj1). The transcript has 11 exons. Gene Ontology annotation, molecular function: tRNA methyltransferase activity. Gene Ontology annotation, cellular component: cytoplasm. NCBI's taxonomy places the organism in Eukaryota, Metazoa, Chordata, Actinopteri, Cyprinodontiformes, Poeciliidae. Bases 93 to 1013 code for a protein of 306 amino acids. Gene Ontology annotation, biological process: tRNA methylation; cytoplasmic translation. The record is from RefSeq and is a predicted model, not a curated record.
UACUUAAAGUUUAUUGCCAACCUCCAGUAAAUCCAAGAAGAAGAAGAACAAGAAGAGUUGUAUCGUUGACGACAGUAGGUGGAGGGUCCAGGAUGGGGCGGUCCUCCAAAGACAAGCGGGACAUAUACUACCGUCUGGCUAAGGAAGAGGGCUGGAGGGCCAGGAGCGCUUUCAAGCUACUGCAGCUGGACCAGCAGUUCAACCUGUUUUCAGGUGUGAGCCGAGCAGUGGAUCUUUGUGCAGCGCCAGGCAGCUGGAGUCAGGCUCUCAGUCGCAAACUCAGAGACAGAGAGGAGGAGGUGAAGAUUGUUGCAGUGGACCUGCAGGCCAUGGCUCCUCUGCCAGGAGUCACUCAGAUUCAGGGUGACAUCACUAAGGUGUCCACAGCUCAAGAGAUAAUCCGUCACUUCGAGGGGCAGCCAGCUAACCUGGUGGUGUGUGACGGAGCUCCAGACGUAACUGGACUCCAUGAUGUGGAUGAGUAUAUCCAGGCUCAGCUCCUAUUAGCUGCUCUGAACAUCACCACUCACGUCCUGACACCUGGAGGAACUUUUGUAGCCAAGAUCUUUAGGGGUAAAGAUGUAACUCUACUGUACUCUCAGCUGAAGAUUUUCUUCAGCAGUGUGACUUGUGCCAAGCCUCGCAGCAGUAGAAACUCGAGCAUCGAGGCCUUUGUGGUUUGCCAGAAUUAUUCUCCCCCAGAGGGUUAUAUCCCCAACAUGUCCAACCCUCUGCUGGACCACUCAUAUGAUGUGGACUUCAACCAGCUAGAAGGACCAAACCGUGUCAUUGUUCCCUUCUUAGCAUGUGGAGACCUUAGUGCCUUUGACUCGGACAGAACCUAUCCCCUACAGCUUGAUGCUAGUAAAGAGUACGAGUACAGUCCUCCCACACAGCCACCUAUCCGGCCUCCAUAUGAGCAGGCUUGCCACUUUCGCAAACAGAACUUGCUGUCCAGAGAGGAUGCUCCUCCCAUCAGCCCCACCCAGAGCCAAGAAGAACAGAAACCAUAAGCCAAGACCUCAUGACCUUUAAGUAGUGCUAAUGGGAAAGGGCCCUGGACAUCUAGCAUAUCAUAAUCUGUUAAGUCUUCCUGGAUCUCCAAGCAGUAGGAUGUAUUUUUAAUGAGUUGACAUCUGAAAAUAAACGCUGACAUCUGAAAAAGAAAGGCUAUUUAUAAUAAUGAUACCGCUUUUUACUCAAGAACUUUUUCAGAGGAAAAUGUGGGAGAUCUAAAUGACGUAAGUCAAUAAUGCAAAGCAAUUUGCUGGAUUUCCAGAGAUGGAGAAAUUUUUUUUUUAAUUUUUUUUAUAAAUUUAAAUAAUGAACUGAACUUGAAUAAUGAACUGAACAUUGUUUUGAUAACUAGGAUCAAUCAGAAUGUAUGUAUGAUUGGAUUGAAUUUCCUUUUUUUGUAAAGUCCCUUGAGAUUACAUGAAUUGGUGCUAUGUAAACUGAAUUGAAUUGAGUAGAUAUUGCAGAAAAAUCCAUUGUUGACUUUAAAUAUUGAAAUCUUUAUUUCGAGUGUUAACUUUUACUUGUAGAGAGCUGUUUACGUUGAACUUCAUCUGAAGGCUCUUAAAAAGGUUUGCAUCUGAACCUUCAUUCAUCACUUGGACCUGCUUAUCCACACACGGUGGCUGGGGUCCUUGUUUCUACCUCCAGCAGUGAUUAGAUGAGAGGCAGUUAAAACAUUGCAGACAUUCAUAGCUACAUGCAAAUUACAGAGACAAGUUUUCAAACCACUGCCUCAAGGCUGACAAAGCGUUGACUCUAUUUUUACGCGUCUCUCCACAUCUUUCAGCCGUGGCGUUAUUUCAGCAAUAGCAUUAGCUCUCUCAACAGGUGUUGUAGGUGCUUGGACUGGUGUGGGAGGAUCUUUUGGAGACAUGUCCUCCACGUCAGAAUGGAAAAAAACGUCUCUUUCUCCAGCAUGGUAGGAAUCAAGCUGGCUGGGCUAAUAAGCACAAAUAGAUCAUAGUUCUUAUUGAAGUCUGGAGUUCUGUUCCCUCUGGGGUGUCUCUAGGCUAUCAGUCAGUCUUCCAGGUAAUCCAUAGCACAUCCGUAGGCUUACUGUAGUAGGAUCUGUGCAUGGUAGAAGAUUGGAGGUUCCAACCUGAUCACAAUAGGAAGAUGUGUCUCAGAGUAAAGGUAAAAUAAUCUGAUAGGUUUUUAAAGAAUAACAAAUUUCAACAUGAACAUUGUCAUUGGAAGUAAAAUGUAAAUUUUAUGCCAUGAAGUUUUAAAACAUCACAAUAACUGACUCAUUUAAACUUCAACUUGUCAAAUAAACAAUUUUUCUAAAAUUGUUAUAAAGGAAUAGUGAAUACACUUUGACUUUAUUCCUUUAAUCUGUAGAGAAGUAAUAUAUUCUUAUAUUGUCAAAAAUAAUGAACUGAAGCUGGUUCUGUGCAUGGCCUAAAAAGGGAAUAUUAUUAAACAUCAGAUGCCAUUUUAGAACCAAAGGUGUGUAAAAUAACAAAAUUACUUUAAUUUUCUCCACAUCUAGUUUUUUUUUUCCUCGACAUUAUUACAUCAAUUUAUUUUUCAAAUUGAUGUAUUAAUAUCUGACUAUGGUUAUAUCUCAAAACAAUUUUUAAAAAGCAAAAUUUAGUAAACAGCCGGAUAUUAUGACUAGCCGACUGAUUGGUCUGUUUAAAACUCUGUUCACAAUCCUUGCAGUUGUUCAUUAGGAGUGUUUUAAUAGAUUUACAAAUAGAUUUACAAAUAUAUAUAUAUAUAUAUAUAUAUAUAUAUAUAUAUAUAUAUAUAUACUAUCUCAGACCUUGCUGGGAUGUGGUUUUCCGUAACCCUGAGAAGCCCUGCCAAAACUUGAGGUCUCAGCAGGCAUGGUGGGAGGCUUUUUCCCUUGCCGGAGGACUGGUGUUGCCACGGAGGAUGAGUUCACAGGAUAUGUCUGGCCAGCUCAGCGACGAGGGGUCAAGAUUCCAGCGAGAAGCGAGGUGGUGAUCUGGGGACAUGCUCGAGCAGGACCAGCAGGGAGAGACUACUGCGGCCUGGUGGAAACCCUGGAGGAGCUCAACACUGUGUCAUUGCCCUAGGGUGCUACCAAAAGAUUGUCCGACUCUACCAAGUCGACGAUGUAGAUAUCCACAGGGGUCGAGAUGUUGACAUGGUUGUUUAUGACAGUGGCGUGGUACAAGUCGGGCUGGUAGAAGCUAUGGAUUCCCUAGAGGAGAGCCAAGGCUUCAGCCUACAGAGGCUAGUGAAACAACUAGGUUUAAAACCUGCCGAAGCCAGUAAGCGGACCAUAUGUUCUCUUCAAGGCAAACCGACGUAUGAAAUGGAUUAGCUCAAUCCAGACUGGUUUCCAGCGCUGAAUAUGGGUCACUGCAAAGUAAACGCCACAACAUCGGACCGACAUGAGCGUCAAUUAAAGAGGCGAUACAGCAAGACCAUGGUGGAUCAACAAGUUACAGAGACUGUUUUCAUGAUUUACCCCAGAGGAGGUAAAUCAUGAAAACACAGUAGCGGAGGCUAUGGAAGAGGAGCGAGUUGGAGAGGCUGAGGAGGAAACCCCAGGAGAGGAGCUCAGCAAGGCUGCACACUCUGAAGAGGAACGUGAACCAUUUGUGUUGAAAUAUGUGUGUCUGUUUUUCCUCAAUUAAAUAAUUUAAUGUGGUAAACAUUCAUGAAAUGUUUGAUUCAAUCACUUCAAGUUGCAUGUAAACAGGUGCUGAAAUGAAUCACAUUUCAAGUAAAAAUGUGAUAUCUAAAAUGUUUCAAGUAAUAACCAUAUAUGUAAUGAAAGAUUAGAUUUUAUAACAACAUAUUUAUCGAAUUGUGUUAACAUGCAAGACAACAGUUCGGUGUGGCUACACAUAUGAACAUAGCUGUCGGUCAAAAGACUGGUCAGAUGAGGUGGCAGCAAUGACAGAGCUAUAUGGAGUGAAAGGCAUUUUGAAAGAGUAAUGGAUAGUGAACUAUUAAAAUAAAUUGUCUAAAUUAUUUAAAUUUGCAGACUAUUUAAAGUAAAUUAUUCAAAGUGAAUUUUCUAAAUUAAGAAUGUUGCAGGUUGUUUAUGUAUGUCUGAUGUUUGUAUGUUUUGAUUAACACUGUCGGUGGUUUAUAUUUUGUUUUGUUUAAUGAUAUUUGCACUUUGUAAUGUUGGUUUAUUUUGUAUGUACCUCAAGGGCUGCCGUAGUUAAUGAGGGCAGGCCUGUAAAAGCUGGCAGAGUCAUUGUACCAAUGAAUGACUUGAACAACUGUCAAGAUAUGUUUGGCACAAAGAAAUUAACGCUUAGUCUUCCCUAGUGAAAGCAGCGAGAUAUGUUUUGUUGUUUGUAUUGUCAGUUUAUGUUUUGUAUUGUACUAUUUGUAUAUGCCACCAUAGUGGCUGAGGUGGGUGUGGUGACUGUGAUGAUCCACAUCAAAGAAAAUAAACAAAACUCUGAAAAUCA